AUGGCAAAAAAGAAUAAUAAGACCAACACCAGUACUGGCAACUCAUCGAAACAGAUUGCAAAUGGAGACAACUUUGCUAGACUCAACUACUUGUACCAACUAAGUAACUGUUUUGUUGCGUCCUCUUCAUCUUCACCACCAAUUGCUAGCAGUAAACGACUUCAAUCUUUCCUAGCACGAGGUUAUGAUCGUAAUUUGGAUCUACUAUCAAAGCGGUCCUUGACCAAGCUUUCUCCAUCAGUCAAGAGAACUAUAUGCAAAAAGUGUCAUGUGAUGCUAAUACCAGGAAUGACAAUGUCCAUACGAAUAGAAAACAAAUCAAAGAGGCGGUACGACAAAAAUGAUGUUUUGGUACACAAGUGCCUGACUUGUGGUGAAUGCAAAAGAUUCCCCAUUGGAAUUGAUAGAGAAUAUGUACCAUUCUUUGAACAAGGGUAUAUUGAGGAUACAUAG
Messenger RNA from Lodderomyces theae, 453 nucleotides. RefSeq names its product ribonuclease P protein subunit (gene RPR2). The transcript has a single exon. Gene Ontology annotation, cellular component: nucleolar ribonuclease P complex. The record is from RefSeq and is a predicted model, not a curated record. The coding region runs from base 1 to 453 and encodes 150 amino acids. NCBI's taxonomy places the organism in Eukaryota, Fungi, Ascomycota, Pichiomycetes, Serinales, Debaryomycetaceae. Gene Ontology annotation, biological process: tRNA processing.